Aspergillus alliaceus is the source of this 1593-nucleotide messenger RNA. RefSeq lists its product as uncharacterized. The coding region runs from base 348 to 1493 and encodes 381 amino acids. NCBI's taxonomy places the organism in Eukaryota, Fungi, Ascomycota, Eurotiomycetes, Eurotiales, Aspergillaceae. The record is from RefSeq and is a predicted model, not a curated record. The transcript is spliced from 3 exons.
ACCGUGUUACUCCCUGAAGAAAGGAGAUAUCCCAGCCCAGGCAAGGGAUAUCACCACGUACCAUAUAUCCGUCUCUAUCGACCAGUCAACCUACUCUUGUUUAACACAUCGUCUCCUGCAUCCUGCACGCUCAGCCUCCCGAUCUGCGAAAUUACCACAAGCACGCAGAUGAUUCUCUGCUAACGCGUCACACCGUUGACAGCUUAAUGACAUCUAUGCGGCAAUUUUGGUCCCCUUGCUCCUAAGAAGAUAUAAACAGUAGAUUUCCCUUGAGAAUUUGUUAAUGGACAAUCGUUGAACUGGCCACGCGAAAUCACUCAAUUAGAGCGCGGAGUAUCUACAGAAUUAUGAUAAUAACCUCGAAGACUAAACAGAGACAGAGGCCCUUUGGGUCCAUUCCGGAUAUCCUUUUUCAAAUCAUAGUCAACGGUGAUAUCGACGUAGUGUUGACACUUUGUCUUGUAAACAAAGCGACUUAUGAAGCUAUCAAAUUGCUUGAACCGCAUAUUUGUCGAUGGUUCAUGCGCUGGCACAGCAUCGACACAUUUGACCCUGUGCUUACUCUAAACCCACAGACGGGUGAUCAAAGAACAUUGACAGUGCACAAUCUUUCGAGGUUCAUCGAACGCCAGGACAUCGCGCAUAAGCUCGCAUGCCAGAUCAUUCCUUCAGUAUGGGGUCCCUUCUCGGAGGACGAAAGUCAGAAGAUGAAUUAUCAUGCAGAGCACCGACUCGUGCAGCGACUAGAGCGAGGGCUGCAUGUCCUUUUCCACAUGGCUGACAUUGCCCGUGAUGCAUACAAAUUAAGGCAGAAAAUAAACCCAUUGGUUCCUGACGUUACCGGGCGCCUAUUGGUACUUACUAGGAUGCUGGAAGAGUACCCCGAAAUCCCGCGGAACAAGCGGCAAUUGACGUCGUUCCAAGCAUACGCCAGCCAUGUGUAUACCGUCUUAAAGUGGGGCUAUAGAGAGGUAGAUAUCGGCAGGAGACGGCUCAAAUUCAGAAAUUAUCUUGACGAACAGACCGAGAUUGACUUCCACACCACACUUCGAAUGCUGCGGGAGCUUAUGGAACGGAUGCUUCUCCGACAUGGACCCAGAGACUGGCACCGCGAUGCAAGAAAUGAAUAUAGCGUGAUCUCAUGGUUCCUGCUGAAGCAGUCGCCACAGUCUCUAGCCAAGCUUUUCUUAGGUCCCCAAGAUCAGUGCUGUGGUCUGGAGGAGAAAGCUACCGAUUGCGGUGUUAGGAAAUGUAUUUUCUCAGACCCGCUCGAUAACUACUGGAAGGCCUGGAAAAAUAUCCCAGACCUGGGGUGUCAAACCUGCGAUUGCAAUCGACGAGUCAGGAGUUGGAGUGUCAAACCAGCACUGAUCGAUGACCGAGGCCGAGAAUAUAACCGUGCUGCGGAGAAGUAUCUAAAAGAGAUGUGGACACAAAGGCAUGUUGGGCUUCACCAGGUGUUUACGAUGGGGUAUUUCAGCAUUGUUUUAUGAUGACUAAAUGAGCGAUAAUCAAUUUCACGAUUCGAUGCGUAAGCAAGGGGAAGAAGCUACAUAAGUAGCCUAGCGCCCACCACUCCGUUUACCGCCUCUA